Messenger RNA from Chrysemys picta bellii (western painted turtle), 2835 nucleotides. NCBI's taxonomy places the organism in Eukaryota, Metazoa, Chordata, Testudines, Emydidae. The record is from RefSeq and is a predicted model, not a curated record.
AUGGAGUACAGGUUCUCAUCCGCCUUGGAGAGUGAGUUUGUUUCGUGCCAGCUUCACCAAUGGAUUGAUCUAAUUUUUGGCUACAAACAGCAAGGGCCAGAGGCUGUCCGAUCCCUGAAUGUAUUCUACUAUUUAACCUAUGAAGGAGCAGUCAAUCUGAGUUCAAUAACUGAUCCUGUAUUGAGAGAGGCUGUUGAAGCUCAAAUACGAAGUUUUGGACAGACCCCUUCCCAACUACUCAUAGAGCCACAUCCUCCAAGAAGUUCUGCCAUGCAGGUGUAUCUCCUCCUGCAGAGUCCAUUGAUGUUCACAGACCAAGCUCAACAGGAUGUUAUCAUGGUCCUAAAGUUCCCAUCCAACUCCCCUGUCACUCAUGUAGCAGCCAACACCCAGUCUGGUCUGGCAACUCCUGCUGUGAUCACAGUCACUGCUAACAGGCUAUUUGCUGUGAACAAGUGGCAUAACCUUCCUGCUCAUCAAGGUGCUGUACAGGACCAGCCAUACCAGCUGCCAGUGGAAAUCGAUCCUCUCAUAGCCAGCAAUACAAGUAUGCACAGGAGACAAAUCACUGACCUGUUAGACCAAAGCAUUCAGGUCCAUUCCCAGUGUUUUGUCAUCACCUCUGACAAUCGUUAUAUCCUGGUUUGUGGCUUUUGGGACAAGAGUUUCCGGGUCUAUUCUACUGAUACAGGUAAACUAAUACAAGUAGUGUUUGGGCACUGGGAUGUUGUCACCUGUCUUGCCCGCUCUGAAUCGUACAUUGGAGGAAAUUGUUACAUUCUCUCAGGAUCACGUGAUGCAACACUGCUGCUCUGGUACUGGAAUGGCAAAACCAAUAGCAUUGGUGAUAACUCAAGUGGUGAUUUUGCCACUCCCCGAGCUGUCUUGACAGGACAUGACUAUGAGAUUGUUUGUGCUACAGUUUGUGCUGAACUUGGUCUGGUAAUAAGUGGUGCUAAAGAAGGGCCAUGUCUCAUACAUUCUAUGAAUGGAGACCUAUUGAGGACAUUGGAAGGUCCUGAAAACUGCUUGAGACCAAAACUUAUCCAGGCUUCAAGAGAGGGCCACUGUAUCAUAUACUAUGAAAAUGGCCUUUUCUGUGUAUUCAGCGUGAAUGGGAAACUUCAGGCCACUAUGGAAACAGAUGACAAAAUAAGGGCAAUCCAGCUGAGCCGUGAUGGACAGUACCUGCUUACAGGCGGAGACAAUGGGGUCAUCAUGGUAUGGCAAGUGUGUGACCUCAAGCAGCUUUUUGCUUACCCAGGCUGUGAUGCUGGAAUCCGUUCCAUGGCCCUGUCAUAUGACCAAAGGUGUAUAAUGACUGGCAUGGCGUCUGGGAGCAUAGUGCUUUUCUACAAUGAUUUCAACCGAUGGCAUCAUGAAUAUCAAACCAGAUACUGAUGUUGCAACAGACCAGAACUAGCACUGACAAGGGCAGCUGCUGUCAGAAUGAAACUGAACAUAGCAAACCUCUAUUCAGUAUCCUGCCGCAGCGUUGUUCUGUAUAAAUAGCUAUAUUACAGCUGAAUGUAACUUAAAUUUGCUCGAAGAAGCAAACUAUUUUUUAAAAUUAAUUGCUAUUUUUGUAGACUUUGCAUGAUUUUUUGGGGCAAAGGGCAAAGAAGCAGAAAAAUGGCUGCUGGGUUCUGUAGUUAAAAAUCUAUAUUUUUAGUCAUAAUGAGAAGUCUAUUUUGAUUCAUGUAUGGAAAGAAACUUAAAAUAAAGAUAGUUAAAACUCUUAUUCUAGCUAUAUUAUGAAGAAAUACAUUUCCCAUCUAAAGCUUUAUCUAUAACCUUGAGGAAUAUAUGAUUUUAACAAAUUGAAAGUGGGUUAUAAUACUGGGGAUUUUAAUUUGUGCUACAUUUUGUCUUGAUGUACUUUUCCAAAUGAUUGUACUUCUUCAGCACUGAAGUUUCUGGGAAUCAAUAAUAAUAUUUAAAUUAUGAUAAAUGUAAUUUUAAACAUGACAAGGAAUUGUUUCCAUCAAUAUUACUAUUCAAGCAUGUUUCUAGACCUAGACAAUUAGUUCUUUUUUUAGUUAUAUGUUUUUGUUGUGCAGUUAAGAGGGAGAAAUCAGCAACAGAGUCUGUGUUACAUCAAAUGUGAAUCCUACUAGUUUUUACCUGAUAUCUCCUUCAGAGCACACCAAAAUGUGCAUUGUUCCUCAAAAUCAAAACUUCAACUUGGGGAGUUUGGACAUGUCCUCAAACUAGCAACCUACACAAUAUUUCUUUUUAAUUAGAUGCAAGUACCAAAGCACACUUCUGCUGCUUGACUAUGAAAGCACUAAGAGGCAGGCAUUCAAAUGUUCAUAGCCUUGACAUCUUUGCAGAAGCUCUAGACUUGCAAACUUCUUUCCCAUUUACUUUUUUUCUUCAGAGGACUAACCACCAUAGUUACGUAGCAGAUUCCAUAUCUUGCGCUGUGUAUGACAACAAAACCGUUCAGUUUCUGCUACCAAAUCCAAUCCAAUCUUGUCCAAUCAUGUUAAUAAAUUAUCUCCUCCCUUAGGAAAUGAAAAAUAAUUUAUACUAAGGAACAAUAAGUUAUUUUGGUGUUGCAUAAUUCUACUUUUCUACAAGAUUGCUGUGCAGAAUUCUGUGAAAAUAUUUGUGAAAAGAACUGUAUUGUUUUGUAAGUCUGUAUUGCAUAAAUAACUCUUUGUAUGUUGUGAUCUAUAUGAGUUAAAACUUACAUUCCAUAUCUGUAUCAAUUUCUCUAGCUGCCUACUGGAGCAGUUCCCAUUUUUCUCUUUUAAGCAAAGAUUUGGAAUGAGAAAACUCAGUUUGAGUGAAGAAAUUAAAUAAAAUGGCAUUUGUAAUUGAGACCUUCAA